Messenger RNA from Drosophila obscura, 1751 nucleotides. RefSeq names its product esterase-5A. The transcript is spliced from 2 exons. The record is from RefSeq and is a predicted model, not a curated record. The coding region runs from base 28 to 1689 and encodes 553 amino acids. NCBI's taxonomy places the organism in Eukaryota, Metazoa, Arthropoda, Insecta, Diptera, Drosophilidae.
CAGUUCUGUUUCGAGGUAAUAUUCAACAUGUACCUGGUGAGAUGGCUGAUCUGCUUGAUACAGCUAUGGAUACAGUUAGGGGCGGCAGCAUCGGUCACCCCAAUAGCUCCCCUGCUAGUUAAGAUCCCCAAUGGCAAGCUACUCGGACGCGAUAACGGCCACUAUUACAGUUUCGAGUCAAUUCCCUAUGCUGAGCCCCCGACAGGAGAGCUCAGGUUUGAAGCUCCGCGACCGUACAAGCAACAGUGGACGGACACGUUCAAUGCCACCCAAGAACCAGCCCUGUGCAUGCAGUGGAAUCAGUUCAUUAAUGGAGACAAUAAGCUAAUUGGCGUUGAGGACUGUCUAACCGUAAGCGUUUAUAAGCCGAAGAAUAGCAGUCGGAAUACCUUUCCGGUCGUGGCCAAUAUACAUGGCGGCGCCUUCAUGUUCGGCGGACCCAGACAAUACGGACACGAAAACAUAAUGCGCGAAGGAAAUGUCAUGCUCGUAACAAUAGGCUACCGCCUUGGUCCGUUGGGAUUUGCCAGCUCUGGUGACGCCGAUUUGUCUGGAAACUUUGGAUUGAAGGAUCAGCGCCUGGCUCUGCUCUGGAUCAAGCAGAACAUAGCCAGCUUCGGCGGUGAGCCAGAGAACAUUCUAGUGAUAGGUCACUCCGCAGGCGGUGCUUCCGUUCAUCUGCAGAUGCUGCGUGAGGACUUCAGCCAGGUGGCCAAGGCAGCAAUCUCAUUCAGUGGCAAUGCUCUGGACCCCUGGGUGGUUCAGCAAGGGGGCCGUGGACGGGCCUUUGAGCUGGGCCGCAUUGUGGGCUGUGGACAGGCAAGGGACUCUGUGACUCUCAAGAAGUGUCUUAAAUCUAAACCCGCGAGUGAAAUUGUCUCGGCUGUUCGUAGCUUCCUCGUGUUUUCAUAUGUUCCGUUCACGCCUUUCGGUCCCGUUGUGGAGUCGCCAGAUGCCCCAGAGGCCUUCAUUACCCAACAUCCUAUCGAUAUUAUUAAGAGCGGGAAGUUUGCACAGGUCCCUUGGGCUGUGACCUAUACCUCAGAGGAUGGGGGCUACAACGCCGCCCUGCUGCUGGAUAAACAGGCGUCCACUGGUCGGGAAUUGAUUGUGGAUCUCAAUGAUCGAUGGUUUGACUGGGCUCCGUAUUUGUUUUUCUAUCGUGACUCAAUGACAACCAUCAAGGAUAUAGACGAUUACUCCCGUAAGCUGAGGCAGGAGUAUCUGGGAGAUCGGCGAUUCAGUGUGGAAAGCUAUUGGGACGUGCAACGGAUGUUCACAGACCUCCUGUUUAAAAACAGCGUACAGACUGCCGUGGAUCUACAUCGAAAGUACGGAAAGAGUCCAGUGUAUGCCUAUGUCUACGACAAUCCUGCUGAUUUGGGUGUUGGUCAGAUUCUAUCUAGGCGCUCUGAUGUACACUUUGGUACGGUUCACGGCGACGACGUCUUCCUCAUAUUCAACGUUCCAUUCGUGCAAGUAAAUCGUCGCCCCGAUGAACAAAUUAUUUCACGCAAUUUCAUAAAGAUGCUGGAGUACUUUGCUCUUAGCCCCAACGACUCGAUGUCAUAUGGCGACUGCGUUUUCCACAAUAAUGUUGGCAGUAAACAAAUGCAACUGCUUUCAAUAACGCGAGACGGUUGCGAGAACAAGCAACUUGAUUAUUCUAUAAAGAGUUCUUUAAUCUGAUGUUAAGAUUGCGGAACAGCACUCGAAAUAAACAUAAAUUGGUUUAGCUGGUGAUUUUCAUA